Molecule: messenger RNA, 648 nt
Organism: Penicillium lagena
Lineage: Eukaryota; Fungi; Ascomycota; Eurotiomycetes; Eurotiales; Aspergillaceae
Exons: 1
Coding region: 1-648 (215 amino acids)
Source: RefSeq, a predicted model, not a curated record
AUGCAGUUCAAGGUCCUCACCACCCUCCUUCUUUCCACGGCCCUCGCGUCUGCCUACGACGCCGAGCUCGCAACCGAAACCGCCUCAGCAGUGGCCUGGUCCGGCUCCUCCGAUUCCUCCGAAACGAACCCGUACAGCAACUCCGUAUUCAUCCCCUCCAUCCCGAAGUCCAUUCUCACGGCGCUCGAAACCGCCAUCCCACCCUCAUGGUACACCGAUAUCUUUAAGCCCAGCUUCCGCUCUUCCAUCGAGAGCGAAGUCCUGGCUGGCACCAUGCCGGCUUGGUACAACUCCCUGCCUAACAGUGUCAAGGCCUGGGCUUCGUCUGAGGGUGACUUCAUCAACAACUUCAUCGGCGCUGAACAGACUUCUGCGCUUGCCGUCGCGAUUUCUUCCAAUGCUCCUGCUACUGGUGUUCCUGCGCACAAGACUGCUUCUACUAUGAGCACUGCGGCUGUGACUGUGACCAGUGCCUCCGGUACUACUUCCGGUACUACCUCCGGUGCUGCCUCCGGUGCUGCCUCUGGCACUAAGAAGUCGGCUCCUUCGUCUUCGACUUCGACUGGUGGCGCUCCGAUUGCUACCGGCGGUGUUGCUGCGUCAAUUGCCGGCGUGGCUGGUAUCCUUGGACUGGCUCUGGCUCUGUAG